Molecule: messenger RNA, 1674 nt
Organism: Lachancea meyersii CBS 8951
Lineage: Eukaryota; Fungi; Ascomycota; Saccharomycetes; Saccharomycetales; Saccharomycetaceae
Source: the annotation of a GenBank genome assembly
AUGGAACAUGUAGAUGCAGAGUUUGGCACUUUGCGUAAAUCGCUGCAAGCAGUUGACUCUAACAAAAUUAUACAGGAUGUCUCAGUAGACCAUGAGCAACAGGCGUUUUUGAGAAAGAUUCGUCUCGUAACCGGCGGAAGAGCCAUUGAUAGUGGGGUCAAGUCUUCGAAAAGCGGUGAUAGCCAAGCAACAAACAAGCGCAAGCACUCGCAACCUGGGCCCAAACACGAGGCUGCCUCGAUUAAACGCAGACAGGUCAUUUUAGACCCAAGCUUCGUGCAAUUUCAAUCACAUCUAUUGAAGCAGCUUCAUUGCACACUUCCCGUGGGAAAGGCGCGGCUUCCAAGUUUCGUUCAAGAGGCCUCCAAGGAAGUCGAACGUAUUUUAAAACAGUCCAUCAUACAAAAAGAGAGUCACUCGGCAAUUAUAGUAGGCCCCAGAUCUCACUACAAGACCGCUGUCAUCAAUCAUCAUUUGUCAUUACUGAACCAAAGAUACAGUCAGCAAUUCGUGACGAUUCGACUCAACGGACUGAUCCACACAGAACAGGCUGCCAUCAAUAGCAUCGCUUUCCAACUGGAAUCUCGACUGCAGCACUUGCACGGAAACAAAGGUGCUGAUUUCCAGAUAAGUUCAGGAUCGUUGACCGAGGUAUUUGAGAAAGUGUUACGAUUGAUCGACACUACCACUAUUCAACACACAAAGUCAUCUGCAUCGUCCCGAGCCGAAAAAAUAUCCGUCAUAUUUGUGUUCGAUGAGAUUGACACGUUCGCAGGCCCUCUCAGACAAACGCUUUUAUACAACCUUUUCGACAUGGUAGAACACGCUCGGGUACCGGUGUGUAUAUUGGGCUGCACUACCAAAAUGAAUGUCGUGGAACAUCUGGAGAAGCGAGUCAACAGUCGAUUCUCUCAACGAAUCAUUUACAUUCCAGGUAUCAAAACAUUUGAAGCUUUUAUUGCGGCAGUGCAGGACGAACUAGAAGUAGACAUCCCCAAUGAGUGCGCUACGUCAUGGAACGCGGCUCUCAAAGACUCUUUGCUGAGAGAUACCUCAAAGCUUCACCAAGUCGUUAAAAACAAUUAUGAGACUUUUCGCUCGGUGGUUCUUUUCAAAAACAGCAUUUUAGGGCUCAUUGCAAAAGAACGUUCAAUAGAAGCAGUAAUUACUGGCCUUGAGACAUGCGACUGGAUCCAUGCUUACAACCGAAAUCAAUUGGAGACUUCUUUGAGCUCGAAGGUCAAAUCGCUUUCUGAUCUUGAGCUAGCUGUGCUCGUUGCGGCCGGCAGAGUCUCCCUCAAGACAGAUGAUAAUGUGAAUUUCAAUCUCGCCUACGCCGAAUACUCGAACAUGGUGAAAGAGACCAACAAAAGAAUGCCAAUUAUUCCGCAGGCGACAGGAACGUCUUUGAUGCUAGAGAGUACACUUCGAGUAUGGAAAAAACAAGACGUGAAAAACGUCUGGGAAAACAUAAUAGACCUGGAUUUUUUGGCGGAAAAGGGCACCAUAGGGCUUAGAAUCUCUGCAUUGGCCGCUUUUCAAGCGAGCAAUUACCAUACCACGGGAACGAUCAUUCCGUUUGAUCUGAGAACCUAUCAGAUGCAGAUAACCCUCCACGAACUGCGGCGCACAGUGCCCAAAUCAUCGAUAUACUACAGUUGGACACAAUUAUGA